AUGGCCUUUAACGGCCAAACACCAACGAUUGUUGUGCUGAAGGAAGGCACCGAUGCUUCCCAGGGUAAAGGCCAGAUCAUCUCCAACAUCAACGCCUGCGUUGCUGUGCAGUCCACAGUCAAGAGCACCUUGGGUCCCUACGGUGGUGAUCUCUUGCUUGUUGACAGCAAUGGCAAGCAAACCAUCACCAAUGAUGGCGCAACUGUGAUGAAGCUGCUCGACAUUGUGCAUCCGGCCGCUCGAAUCCUCACGGACAUUGCCCGAUCCCAAGAUGCCGAGGUUGGUGAUGGAACAACCUCCGUGGUGGUUCUUGCUGGUGAGAUUCUCAAGGAGGUUCGCGAUCUGGUUGAGCAGGGCGUCAGUUCGCAGACCAUCAUCAAGGGUCUUCGACGAGCGGGCUCCAUGGCCGUGAACAAGGUCAAAGAGAUCGCGGUGGAUAUCAUUGACUCGGCAGGAAGCGAGGAGAAGAAGAUUGAGACUCUUCGUCGGCUAGCAGCGACCGCCAUGAACAGCAAGCUCAUCAAGCGCAAUUCGGAUUUCUUCACAAAGAUGGUCGUGGAUGCUGUCCUCUCACUGGAUCAGGAUGACCUGAACGAGAAGUUGAUCGGCGUGAAGAAGGUGACCGGUGGUGGUCUGCAGGACUCUCUCUUCGUCAACGGUGUGGCUUUCAAGAAGACCUUCUCUUAUGCCGGAUUUGAGCAGCAGCCCAAGUUCUUCAAGGACCCUAAAAUUGUGUGCCUCAACGUUGAGUUGGAGCUGAAGAGCGAGAAGGACAAUGCGGAAGUCCGCGUUGAGCAAGUAUCGGAAUACCAAGCGAUUGUCGAUGCCGAGUGGCAGAUCAUCUUCAACAAGCUGGAGGCCAUCUACAAGACCGGGGCCAAGGUGGUUCUGAGCAAAUUGCCCAUUGGAGACCUUGCUACCCAAUACUUCGCCGACCGUGACAUCUUUUGUGCUGGCCGUGUGGCUUCCGACGAUAUGGACCGUGUCUGCCAGGCCACUGGUGCAGCAACCCAAUCCACAUGCAGCGACAUCCAGGACCGCCACCUGGGUACCUGUGGUGCUUUCGAGGAGCGCCAGAUUGGUGGAGAGCGCUUCAACCUGUUCUCCGAGUGCCCGGCUGCCAAGACGUGUACUUUGGUCCUGCGUGGUGGUGCUGAGCAGUUUAUCGCCGAGGUUGACCGAAGUCUGCACGACGCGAUCAUGAUUGUGAAGCGUGCCCUGCGCAACACUACGAUUGUCGCUGGUGGUGGUGCUACUGAGAUGGAACUGUCCAGCUACUUGCACGGCUAUGCUGACCGCAAUGUGCCUCACAAGCAGCAGGCCGUUGUGAAGGCAUUUGCCAAGGCUCUCGAGGUCAUUCCCCGCCAGCUUUGUGAUAACGCUGGCUUUGACGCCACAGAUAUUCUCAACCGACUGCGUGUUGAGCACCGUAAGAACAACCUGUGGGCGGGUGUGGACUUUGACAACGAGGGUGUUCGAGACAACAUGGCCGCCUUUGUUUGGGAGCCUAGCUUGGUCAAGGUCAAUGCGAUCCAAGCCGCUGUGGAGGCUGCUUGCUUGAUUUUGAGUGUGGACGAGACGAUCACUGACACAGGGAAACCAACAGAGAACGAGGAGUCUGCCCAGCCCGGCGGUCCCGCGGGUGGUCUUCCUCCCGGUGCUGCUCAGCGGGCUCUCCGUGGUCGUGGCCGCGGAAUGCCUCGUCGUGGAUAA
This is a messenger RNA of Penicillium oxalicum, 1713 nucleotides long. RefSeq names its product chaperonin-containing T-complex subunit CCT7. Gene Ontology annotation, biological process: protein folding. Gene Ontology annotation, molecular function: ATP binding; ATP-dependent protein folding chaperone; ATP hydrolysis activity. The transcript has 6 exons. Bases 1 to 1713 code for a protein of 570 amino acids. Gene Ontology annotation, cellular component: chaperonin-containing T-complex. The record is from RefSeq and is a predicted model, not a curated record. Lineage: Eukaryota; Fungi; Ascomycota; Eurotiomycetes; Eurotiales; Aspergillaceae.